GCACAUUAUUUAUUCCAUUUGAGUUAACUAACUUCUGUAAACAAAAAUCGAAAGUCAGUUACAAAAGAAAACAGACGAGCGAAUUUGGCGGGAGGUUUUUUUUUAUCUGAUCAUAACAAUAACAAAUAAAAAUGAAAACAGAAAAGAGAAAUUGUCGAUAAAGAUGGUGUAUAUAUUAGAUUAAAAUUGAAUGAAAAAAGGUACGAUGGGUAGAAUGAGAAAUAUGGUUGAGGAAGAGAUGGGGAAAACAGCGAGAGGAGUUCGAAGAAAGGGUGGUGGAACUGCAGUGAAGAAGAGUUGGAUGGUUGUAUCAGAAACAGGGGAAUCACACGUCGAGGAUGUUGAUAAACAUUCUAUCAUGCGUAGAACAGGUUUACCCGCGCGUGACCUUAGAGUUCUAGAUCCAGCCCUCUUCCACCCUUCUUCUAUUCUAGGACGUGACAAAGCCAUCGUUGUUAAUGUAGAAUGUGUUAAAGCUAUCAUCACUGCCAACCAAGUCUUCAUGAUUAAUUCCACCGAUCCUUUUUUUAUUCGCUUCCUUCAAGAUCUUCAGCAACGUGUUCCUCCUAACAACAAUCGAACACCGUCACGGACCAGCAAUGAGAUGGACGGUGAUUGUGAAGAGAAACCUCUACUAGAAGAUGGUUCACCUUUGUUGCAGAGUGGUAUAGAUUCAAAUCCACCACCGGAAAUUUUCGACCAUGGUACACCGAUUAGCAACAUAGCUGUAACAACUGCUCCUAAGAAGUUACCUUUUGAGUUCAGAGCACUUGAAGCUUGUAUUGAAUCUGCUUGUUCUGUUCUUGAAUUUGAGACUCAGAGAUUGGAAGAAGAGACUUACCCUGCUUUGGAUGAAUUAACCUCUAAAAUUAGCAGUCUCAAUCUUGAUCGUGUAAGGCACAUCAAGAAUCGUUUGGUUACACUUUCUGGUCGUGUGCAGAAGAUAGCAGAUCAAAUAGAACAUUUAUUGGAUGAUGAUAAUGACAUGGCUGAAAUGUACUUGACUCAAAAGCUUAAGGCUAGCGUAUCGGACUUAGCAUCAGUAACAGAAGAAUACAACUCAGAAGUUGAAGAUAUAGAUGAAAGUGAUGAUUCAAGAUCGGUUAGAGACAAAUCCUAUGGUAUUAAGCCGGAUGUUGAGGAAUUGGAAAUGCUUUUAGAAGCAUAUUUUGCACAGAUUAAUGGAAUCUUGCAAAAAUUGACCAGUUUGAGUGAGUAUGUAGAUGAUACAGAGGACUACAUCAACAUAAUGUUAGAUGAUAAGAGAAAUCAGCUUCUACGAGUAUCAAUAACAUUGAACACAAUAAACAUGAUAGCCAAUGCGGGUAUUGUGGUUGUUGGAUUGUUUGGUAUGAAUAUUCACAUUGAUCUCUUCGAUGGCCAACCUCGUCAAUUUUGGGCCACAACGGUUGGCACACUCGUAGGCUGUGUAUUGUUAUUCCUUGUUUAUGUUUGGUGGGGUAAACAAAGAUAUUUGCUAUUUCAAUAGAGAGGAGUCACAUGUAAAUCAUUUAGAUUAUUAGUAGUAAUUCAUGUGUACAUGAUUAGAAGGAGAAACUUGCUCCAUUAUUUGCUUUUUGCUUUACCAUAGACCUUGUUUAGUAUUAAGGUUUAAUAGUUUUUGUCAUUUCUUUCAUCUACGUGUGAACUAUUACAGUUAUUCAUUAUCUGUUUAGUAUUUUCACUAUGUAAAUUAUUUUAAAUCUUACAUAUUACUUUUUGAAAAUAUUGUGGAAAAUCGUAUAGUAUCUCAACCACCAAAACUGUAUUUUGUUUGAUAAUACACGCAAAUAUCAAUACCUCAUAUCAAUGCCAACUUAUAAUUUAAAAGAAAACUCG
This is a messenger RNA of Cicer arietinum (chickpea), 1839 nucleotides long. RefSeq names its product magnesium transporter MRS2-F-like. Lineage: Eukaryota; Viridiplantae; Streptophyta; Magnoliopsida; Fabales; Fabaceae. The record is from RefSeq and is a predicted model, not a curated record. Gene Ontology annotation, molecular function: magnesium ion transmembrane transporter activity. Gene Ontology annotation, biological process: magnesium ion transport.